AUGGACAAAGAGCUCUCGGCAUCCCAGCAAGAUGAGGCCCUCUGGGCGCAGGUCGGCGGUUCCUUCCUGACGCAAGAACUUGUGUGCAUGGAAGUCGACGAGGACUCGUUCGAGGUCGAGCUGGCCCUUGCUAUCACUCCCCCUCCGGAAUCGAAAUCUCGCCGAAACAAUAGGCAAGACUCCAUCAGUACGACCGCCUCGACGUCGACGGCCUCGACCUCGGUGUCUAGUGUUUUGUCCCGGGCUCCUACACGCAACAGUUCCAUGACUACACAAUCUGGAGAUGAUACGCUGGUUCUAUCGAAUACGUCGCUUGACACUCGCAAGACCUCGAUACGCUCUAGCAUUGCGAUGCCUCCAAAGAAACGCGAGGACUACGUCAGAGGAGCUCCGGACUCUUUGCGCAAGAAACCGAACCCAGCAGCGUCUCUCCCAACGCCUCAGUCUAUAACGCCACGUGUUGUACGGCAACCUCAGGACGACCGACUUCCUUCCCUCGCUGACCAAGCCAGUCGUGAUACAAAGCGUGCAAGACUCGAGCCCUCGUCCUCGUCUCGCCAGAACGCGCCUGCGGCUAUCACGACACCGCCAACUUCUGCAAGAGUCCGUGCGCCUACUACUCCUGCAGCUCCGACACCUCUACAGCCCCCCGACUUCACUCCAGAGCGACGCAAUCAUGUUCCCUCUAAGCUGACAGACCCUGGGCAGCCACGCCCAGUCGCUGCUCCCAUCCCCGGACCUUCUUCGAGUUCUCAUAUCUCGAAAAAGAUGGUCCAGUUGCUUGCCCAGAGGACAACGCCGUCCAAGUAUACUGCUUCCGUUACGACGACGAGUACGAUCGCUGCUUCCAGCUCUCCUGCUCCUGCUUCCAUUCCUGCUGCUCCCGCCGCUGUAUCAUCUCUGCCCGAGCUGGACUUCGUGCUCGGCGAUACUGUUCAUCUGCCACACGAGCUCGUUGCCCACGGAUCCUAUGCCGCUAUGCCCCACGUGGAAAACGUAGUGGCGGAUGCCGCCACGCCCCGUUGA
Peniophora sp. CBMAI 1063 is the source of this 1026-nucleotide messenger RNA. The record is from the annotation of a GenBank genome assembly. NCBI's taxonomy places the organism in Eukaryota, Fungi, Basidiomycota, Agaricomycetes, Russulales, Peniophoraceae.